Geodia barretti is the source of this 2951-nucleotide messenger RNA. NCBI's taxonomy places the organism in Eukaryota, Metazoa, Porifera, Demospongiae, Tetractinellida, Geodiidae. The record is from the annotation of a GenBank genome assembly.
AUGCUGUAUCGCAAGUUGAGAACUGUGCCAGUGGCCAAGUCUGUUCAGUGGGAGGAGAGAUUGUUGGGGGGUGUUACCAGCUCCACAGCUGUCCGAUUAGGUGGGGGUAGGAGAGAGAAAGAGGAGGAAAAGGAGGAAGAAGAAGAGGCGAAUGGGGCUGAGGUGGAAGAGGAAGAUGAGGAGAGGAGAGAAGAUAACUACACAGUUUGUCUUGGGAAAGGUGCCAAGCCUAUUUGGAGGAGAGGAAAGGGAGAUUUCAUACUGCUCGACAACAACAACACUUUCACCAAGGUUCUAGAGAGAAGGUAUCCUCAGCCACACAGUGAGUGGUGUGAGACAGAGGAGGAAGAAGAGGAGGACAAGUCAGUGGUGAAGGGAACUAGGAGAUGGACUGCUCUGCCUCACCCGGCACCUAUAGCGGAACACCUCCAGUGGGUAUGUGGAGACAGAUCCCAGACCGAGGCAGGAGAUGGCAGAGAGCUCACUGGAGAUGGGAAGUCUUCACCUGUACUCAGUGGGAACAGGCUCUCGUCUCAACAUCAGUACUGCCUCAUCUUGAAGGACUGGAGCAAGAGAAAGUGCAUCCACAUACAGCCAGAAGACUCGACUGAAGCUGCAGUUCUCAGCAAUAUUCUCAGUCUCAACGACAGUACCAGAGCAAAGGGAAUGGUGGCCUGUGGCGGUCUUGCUCGGGAGAAAUCAGGACGUGAACUCUGUGAGAGUGGGGAGGUGGUGAGGGUGCUGGAGAGGAUCGUGGAGGACAAGGCAUCGACUGGGGUCCAUGUACCCGCCGCCAUAGCCCUCCACUGUCUGGGGAGAUGGAGCCUAGCAGCAGUGGAUUCCCUGCUGGAGGCCCUGGGGAGGAGAGGGAUCGACAAUGUUGACGAGUGGGCGGGGCUCCGGUGCCUGGUGGAGGGUGGGGUGUGUGAGGAGUGUGUGGUGGAGAGGUGUCAGUGGUUCCUACUCAACAGCUCUGACUCCUCCAUCAGACAGAGUGCCGGGAACAUGUUGGCAAGACUUAGCGACAGAAUGCCUCUGGUGCACGCCUUGUUGGCUGAGCAGUUGACAAGCAGAGGAUGGCAGGAGAGGCUGCUGGCCUGUCGAGUUCUCCCCUCUCUCCUCUGCCCUCUCUCCACCGACGUGUGUCAUCAUCUGGUGGUCAUGAGCUGGGAAGACUGGAGCCCUGCAGUCAGAGAUGCCGCCUCUCAAGCUCUCGGAAAAACUGGACAUGGAAAACUGCUGCACGACGAGCUGGCAAGGAGACUGAGUGAAGGAGCUGAAGUGGAGAAGUUGGAUGCUCUCAAGAAGAUGAGUUCCCUGAGGCUGAUGACUCCCCAGCUCCUCUCAGUCUUCCUCCCCUGUCUCUCUGACCAACAUGCCUCCAUCAGACUUGAGGCCAUCGCUAUAUGUGGGCAGCUGGCUAUAAGGGACGAGGCAGUGCUACAGUGUCUCAUUCAUUUGCUGGGAGAUCCGAUAUGGAGCAUCAGGGCACACACUCUCAGAGCCCUCAGAAGCAUUGGUUGUAGCGAUGGAGAUGUAAUGGAGCAACUGCUGUGGAGUGUUCGCUGUGACAAGGUGCCGGCAGUGAGAGCCGAGGCCUGCCACACCCUCUCCCACCUCUGGCAGAGGGGAAAGGAGGGAACAGGGAAGAGAGGGAGAGGGGAGGCAAAGAAGAUGGGACAGAGUCUCGAGUUGUCUCCACCCUGAGAGACAGACUGGUGGUAGAGGAGAGUGCCAUGGUGACAGAGGAGCUGGUGGGUGCUCUGAGGAGGCUGGGAGGGAGUGCGGAAAGAGAGGACCCGAUGUCUAGUUUCAUCGCCACUGAGGUGAAGAGACUGGGGACCUGCAGGGCCAUCAGAGAUGGAGUGCUGGAGGGAGACCGACAGACACUCACUGAUUACAUCAUCAGCAGGCCGCUGACUCACCUAACGACCAGGGACUACCUCACUCCCCAUCAGAGGGAGAAGUACUACUGUCAACAGCGAAGGGGGUGGAGUCAGCUUGCAAGAGGGUGUGGUCUCCAGACAGGGAGAGCAAUAGGGGAACACCUGACAACAAUACAACACCUCUGUCUCUCGUCAAAAACCACCACCACAAUGAACAUCGUUUUAUAUUUUAUAACUACAGUCACUGGUCAUCAAAAUUGUAGGUAUAAUUAUACAGAAACAAGGAGGUUUGAAAUUUUAGCAGUUUUGCUUCAGAAUUUGGUAAGACAGCUAGUAAUUAAAAAUUACCAGACUGUCUAAAAAGUUGCCUACACUACUUGUAAGUCUGAUAGCAGCAUCCUGGUGGCCCCAAAGGGUAUAUACCCAGUUACUUGGGCAGACCAGCCGUAUCCCUAUGGUUCUUGAGAGCCAGCCCGUACCACUCCAGCUCGUUGAUCAGCCUAUCAGCCCCCGAGUCCAUGUGGUCAUUCAGAGGCUCCCCAGUCUCCGAGAGAGCCUUGUUGAUCUGGGGAAUUGCAAAAGUGGGCCCACACUCGGCGUUGCUAGCUCUCCGAGCAACAUGCGACACUGCAUGGCGGCACGAACACCUCCGAAUGACCCCAUGGAAUAGCAGACAAUCCCCGAGGGCCGGUACUUGUAGGAGGCUAUUGGGAAAUGAUCCAUCAUGUUUGUGAGAGCCGGUGGCAUGCAGUGAUUGUACUCUGCUGAGAUUAUGACAAAGGCAUCGGCAUCCACGAUUGCUUGGUUGGUCUCCUGGAGGACCUUGGGUGCCUGGCUCCGGUCCUUGUAGAAGUGGAGUGGCUUCUUGAGCAGAGGCAGAUCCAGAACAUCAGGAUCAAGCAACGUAGUCUGGUGGCCGCGCGCCUCCAGCUUCUUCACCAUAACUUGGCGGCUCUCUGGCCGAAGUUGCCGUCACGGACGGUGCCGAGGAAGAUGACGAACCUGAGAGACGACAUUGCCACGGGGAGUGCAGCUACACCUUUCAACCAUGCGCGCACUAGGGCG